This is a messenger RNA of Syngnathoides biaculeatus (alligator pipefish), 584 nucleotides long. RefSeq names its product small nuclear ribonucleoprotein polypeptide F (gene snrpf). Gene Ontology annotation, molecular function: RNA binding. Bases 156 to 416 code for a protein of 86 amino acids. The record is from RefSeq and is a predicted model, not a curated record. Gene Ontology annotation, biological process: spliceosomal snRNP assembly; mRNA splicing, via spliceosome. Gene Ontology annotation, cellular component: catalytic step 2 spliceosome; U1 snRNP. The transcript is spliced from 4 exons. NCBI's taxonomy places the organism in Eukaryota, Metazoa, Chordata, Actinopteri, Syngnathiformes, Syngnathidae.
GGGCGGCAGUGUCUCAACAAAACAAGCUCAGAGAGGUCAACAAUUUUACUUCCGGUGUGGAAAGCAGCGCGAGGGAGUGCGUCCAAACGCUUUUGUGACGACAAGCUAACUAGGAAACUCCUCACUAACACGUUUAACCCUUCGAACAAGCGGAAAUGAGUUUACCCUUGAACCCCAAGCCUUUUCUGAACGGGCUGACGGGCAAGCCGGUGAUGGUGAAGCUGAAGUGGGGCAUGGAGUACAAAGGCUACCUGGUCUCCGUGGACGGCUACAUGAACAUGCAGCUGGCGAACACGGAAGAGUACGUGGACGGAGCGUUGGCGGGCCAUCUCGGGGAAGUCCUCAUCAGGUGCAAUAAUGUUCUGUACAUUCGAGGUGUUGAAGAAGAGGAGGAGGAUGGAGAAAUGAGAGAAUGAUUCCGAAGAUGACGACGUGUGUGCGCGUGUGAUUUUUAGUUAAGUGUGCGUGUGUUUUCACCAUGUGAAACUAAAUGAACGCUUGAUUUUUUUUUUUUGUUGUUGUAUUGUUGGAGACCCCACAUUUUUGUUCUUGACAAUAAAAACAUUGUACACUUUCUUAUUAAA